CCAGCGCUUCUCAAAGCAAUUCAAGGGUCAAUGACUUCUCUCAUCAUAUUCUCUGAAAACUAUGCAUCCUCUACGUAGUGCUUAGAUGAACUCGCUCAUAUCAUUCAAUGUAGAGAAUUAAAGCAACAAAUGGUUUUUCCAAUUUUUUACAAAGUGGAUCCCUCCAAUGUACGGCACCAGAGAGGUAGUUUUGGAGAGGCAAUUGCUAACCAUGAAUGCAACUUCAAGAAUGAUAUGAACAAGGUGCUGAGACGGAAAGCAGCUCUUGUAGAAGCAGCAAAUUUGUCCGGGUGGCAUUUCUUACACGGAUCACCCAGUUGGAAUCGAGUCUCGUGUAAGACAUGUGGUUAAGCUUUUACGUGCUGGGGAAAAUAAUGUUUGUAUGGUAGGGAUAUGGGGAAUUGGUGGAAUAGGGAAAACAACAAUUGCUAGAGCUGUUUACAAUACAAUUGCCCAUAAAUUUGAAGGUAGCUGCUUUUUGGACAAUGUUAGAGAAGAAUCAAUGCAACAUGGAGGCCUAGUUAAACUACAAAACAUUAUUUUGUCUAAGAUUCUAGGAGGGAAAGACUUGGAGCUGUCCAAUGUUCAUGAGGGAAUGAAUGUGAUAAAGAAAAGGGUUCUCAUAAUUGUUGAUGAUGCGAACCAAGUAGACCAACUGAAGAAAUUAGUUGGAAGGUCUGAAUGGUUUGGUAACGGAAGUAGAAUAAUCAUAACAACUAGAGAUAAGCACUUGCUCACUGCUCAUCAAGUUAAUCUAAUCUACAAUGUCAAGGAAUUAGAUGAUCAUGAAGCUUUUGAUCUCUUCAGUGCGAAUGCCUUUCCAGGAGAAAGACGACUUUCGGAUGAUUAUAAGAAGCUCGCUAGUACUGUAGUGCAGUAUGCUCGAGGCCUUCCCCUAGCUCUGGUGGUUUUAGGUUCACUUCUAUGUUGUGGAAGUAUUGAGGAACGGCUAGAUGCAUUAGAUGGUUGCAAAAAAAUUCCUAAUCCAGACAUUCAAGAAGCUCUUAAAAUAAGUUAUAAUUCAUUGGAAGAUCAUGUGAAAGAAGUUUUCCUUGACAUUGCAUGUUUCUUUAAAGGUGAAGAUAAGGACCAUUUGAUACAAAUACUAGAAGGUUGCGGCCUCAACCCUAAGUAUGGUGUCAAAGUACUCAAAGAAAAGGCCCUUAUAAAUGUUAAUGAAAUCUGUCAAAAAUAUAAAUCUUAGAGGUUGCAGGAUGCUCAAUUAUUUCCCUCAGACUCUGGAAAAGAUGGAGUGCAUAACAUUCUUGGAUCUAUUGAUGAGCACAUAAUUAUUACAA
Prunus avium (sweet cherry) is the source of this 1298-nucleotide messenger RNA. The record is from RefSeq and is a predicted model, not a curated record. Lineage: Eukaryota; Viridiplantae; Streptophyta; Magnoliopsida; Rosales; Rosaceae.